GUGACCUCCGCCUCAGCUGACCCGGAGCAGCAGGAAGGACAAAGUCUCGGGCUGCGCUUCCUGGCGCUAUGAGGUUCCGGUUCUGUGGUGAUCUGGACUGUCCUGACUGGGUCCUGGCGGAGAUCAGCACACUUGCCAAGAUUUCCUCCGUGAAGCUGAGGCUGCUGUGCAGCCAGGUGCUGAAGGAGCUUCUGGGACAGGGGAUUGAUUACGAGAAGGUCCUGAAGCUCACUGGCGAUGCCAGGUUUGAGUUGGGCGAUGUGAAAGCCACGGUGGCAGUACUGAGUUUCAUCUUCUCCAGUGCGGCCAAGCAUAGCGUGGAUGGCGAGUCCUUGUCCAGUGAAUUGCAGCAGCUGGGGUUGCCUAAAGAGCAUGCAGCCAGCUUGUGUCGUUGUUACGAGGAGAAGCAAAGCCCCCUGCAGGAGCACCUGCGGGCCUGCAGCCUGCGUAUAAGUAGGCUGGCAGGCAUGGGCUGGCGGGUAGACUAUAUUCUGAGCUCCAGCCUGCUGCGGUCUGUGGAAGAGCCCAUGGUGCACCUGCAGCUGAAGGUGGCAAAUGCCCCGGAUGCCCCAGCCCAACCUGUUGCCAUAUCGCUCUCUGCAGACAAGUUCCAGGUCCUUCUGGCAGAACUGAAGCAGGCCCAGACCUUGAUGAGCUCCCUGAGCUGAGGAGAAGAGUGUUUGUGGCCCACAUGGAGCUGCCCUACCUGUGUCGAGUCGCUGCACUUGAAACUUCAGGACUCCAGUUCCAGAACCCUGAAGGCCUGGCCUACUGGAUCUCUGGCUUUCUAGGCUCCUACUCGAGAAUUCAGCAUAGGGAUCCUGGGGACUUUUCCAGCAUUGUCUUCCCUCCCCCUUAAAAGAUACCUGUUCUUGGUUUUCCCAAGCAGGAAGAAUAAACAGAAACGUAAAGGA
Messenger RNA from Molossus molossus (Pallas's mastiff bat), 914 nucleotides. It is a transcript of the gene COMMD4, whose product is annotated as COMM domain containing 4. Lineage: Eukaryota; Metazoa; Chordata; Mammalia; Chiroptera; Molossidae. The record is from RefSeq and is a predicted model, not a curated record. Bases 69 to 668 code for a protein of 199 amino acids. The transcript is spliced from 8 exons.